CUUGCAUGUGUGGGUGAGCGUGUCUGUGUGUGUGUGUGUGUGCGUGCGUGUAAGCGCCUCCGUGCAAUCUAUUAAGUGUGGAAUAGCAAAUAUCAAUUGAAUAUAUAGAGAAGAAAUUAAACGAGCGUCCGACCGCUGGCGUUCGCCACAAAUAAUUGUUUCUAGUACGAUUUCCCGUUACCGUCGCAGUCGCUGUCGCCGUUGCUGUCGGUGCCCUUAAUGUUGUUUUCGCUCUUGUUGUUGUUGUUGUCGCUGUGUAUCUGUUGACGGCAACGCGCAACGGCCAACUGAUGAGUUUCAAUUGUUUUCAUUAAACGGAAUCGAAAAAAUAAUACAAAAAAAUAAAUAAAUAGAAAAAUUUAUGCGCGCGCCUCACGCCCCGAACGACGCCCCGCCACCGUUACCCAAUCCGCCCAGCCAUUAUCAAGAAAGCAGCAAAAGGAAAACGCAAAAAGCCACAACAACAGCAAAAGCUGCCCGCACACACACACGCCCAAGACCCCAGGCACUGGCCCAGGCUCAGCUAAACGAGCGAGUGCUAACAAAUGGCCUCCAACAAUUUUGGCAGCAGUGCUGCAGCUGCAGCUACGCUAACCUCGGCCUCGUCAGCCUCGGCCGCCGCCGCCGCCGCAGCAGCAGCAGCGGCAGCGGCUGUUAAUGGUGAUUUGUGGCGCGAAUGCGUUGCCUGGCUGGUCCGCUGCAAGGUGAUACCAGUCGACCAUAAGGCCGCCCUGCCCGACGCCGAGAUACGCAUUCUGGCCAUGACGCUGCGCGAUGGCGUGCUUCUCUGCAACCUGGUCAUACACCUGGAUCCCAGCAGCAUGGACGCGCGCGAGUUCAAUCGCAAGCCACAAAUGGCCCAGUUUCUGUGCUGCAAGAACAUCAAGCUCUUCCUGGAUGUGUGUCACAAUCAUUUCAAUAUACGCGAGGCGGAUCUCUUCGAGCCCACAAUGCUCUACGACCUAACCAAUUUCCAUCGCGUGCUCAUCACGCUCUCCAAGCUGUCGCAAUGCCGCAAGGUGCAGCAACUGCAUCCGGAGCUGCUCGGCUUCAACUUGCAGCUGUCGCCCAGCGAACGCUCCCAUUCGGAUGAGGCCAUAUACAAGGAUCUGCAUUCCACGUAAGUCAAUGAGUUGAAGACAACUGGCAGCAUCGAUGCCACCGGCUCAUCAUCCUCGGAGUACUACGAGCGAACGUCGCACAGCGGCUCGCUCUCAGUGGAGGAUGAGAACAGCGAUAUAACAAUUGAGAAUGGCACCGAGGACAUUGAUGAUUAUAUCGAGGACUCGCUGUCCAAUAUGUGUGAUUCAACGAUCGACACUGAUGCCGUCAGCGUCGAUGUCAAUCAAUCCGUCCAGGAGCAGCUGCGCGCGCUCUCCUUUGAUCUCAAUCUGACCGUGGGUAGCAGCGGCAGCUUCGACUGUGUCACGCCCACGCCGCAGCUAGAUGCGCCCAAGGCGAGCACCUCAGCUGCGGCUGCAGCUGCAGCAGCGGCAGCAGCAGCACAGUCAGCAGCCGCAACAGCACAUCACGCGUCGAACAGCUCCUCAUCGUCGUCGCUGUUUGUCAGCGAAAGCCAGCGCCUGCAGCGAGCCGCCGCCGCCGUUUACAACUAUCGAUCCUCCAUGAUGAUGUCGACGGAGCACGAGUACGCCUACAUCAAUGAUAUCUACAGCGAGGACGACGAGAAGGUCUAUGAGGAUCUCUGCUACGUAACGUUCCAGUCCAAGGUCAAACCAGAGGUUCCCACCGACAAUAUUGCAUGCAAUGGAACCGCUUAUGAUCACAUCAACACGAAAGAAGAGGAGGUCUAUCAAGAUUUGUGCGCACUGCACAGAACGAGUAGAGGCCAGACCACGUCGGCGACCAGCUUUGAGCAGCGAGACUAUGUCAUACGCGAACUCAUCGACACCGAAUCCAACUAUCUGGAUGUGCUCAAUGCACUCAAAGCCAAAUUCAUGCUACCGCUGGAGCGACAUCUCAAUCAAGAUGAACUGCGUCUCAUCUUUCCCCGCAUACGGGAACUGGCUGAUAUUCACACCAAGUUUCUGGAGAAGCUGCGCGAAUCGCUGGUGCCCAACACAAAGCACAAGAUGGGCCAAGUGUUCCUUGAGUUCCGCGAGCCCUUCCUCAUCUACGGCGAGUACUGCUCGUGCCUGUUGAACGCCAUAGAUUACCUAGCCGAUGUGUGCAAGAAAAACCAAAUAAUUGACCAACUGGUGCAGAAAUGCGAACGCGAAUACAACGUUGGCAAACUGCAGCUGCGGGACAUACUGUCGGUGCCGAUGCAGCGCAUAUUGAAGUAUCAUCUGCUGCUGGACAAGCUGGUGAAGGAGACAUCGCCGUUGCACGAGGACUACCGUUCGUUGGAGCGCGCCAAGGACGCCAUGAUCGAUGUCUCGCAGUACAUUAAUGAGGUGAAGCGCGACUCUGACCAUCUGGUCAUCAUACAGAAGGUCAAGGACAGCAUAUUCGACUUGAACUUGCCGCAAAACGGCAACGAUCUGCUGCAAUAUGGCCGCCUGCUGCUCGACGGCGAUCUGCAUAUCAAGGCGCACGAGGAUCAGAAGACCAAAAUGCGCUACGCUUUUGUGUUCGACAAAAUUCUCAUCCUGGUCAAGCCGCUGCACAUUAAGACCGGCGACAUGCAGUACACAUAUCGGGACUCGCACAAUCUCGCCGACUAUCGCGUCGAGCAGAGCCAUUCGCGUCGCACGCUCGGCCGGGAUACGCGCUUCAAAUAUCAAUUGCUGCUAGCCCGUAAAUCGGCCAAGACCGCCUUUACGCUCUACUUGAAGUCGGAGCAUGAGCGGGACAAGUGGCGCAAGGCGCUCACUGAAGCCAUGGAAAGCCUCGAUCCGCCUGGCUGCCGCAAUACGGACCAUAAAAUGGAAAUUUACACCUUCGAUGCGCCCACGACGUGCCGGCACUGCUCGAAAUUCCUGAAGGGCCGCAUACACCAGGGCUAUCGCUGCAAGGUCUGCCAGAUAAGUGUGCACAGGGGCUGCAUCUCAUCGACGGGUCGCUGCAAGCAGAAUCCGGUCAGCAUACCGCCGCCCGUCUGCGACCGCCAAUUGUCGGAAUUCAAUUGGUUUGUGGGCAACAUGGAUCGCGAGACGGCUGCCAAUCGCUUGGAGAAUCGCCGCAUUGGCACCUAUCUGCUGCGCGUGCGGCCCCAGGGCGCCUCCUCGCCGCACGAGACAAUGUAUGCGCUCAGCCUGAAAACCGAUGAUCAUGUGAUUAAGCACAUGAAAAUUAACCAGGAAAACGACGGCGAGUCCAUGCUUUAUUGCUUAUCAUCGCGUCGUCACUUCAAGACCAUCGUCGAGCUGGUCUCCUACUAUGAGCGCAAUGACCUGGGUGAAAAUUUUGCCGGGCUCAAUCAGUCGCUGCAAUGGCCCUUCCGCGAGGUGAUUGCCACAGCGCUGUACGACUUCGAUCCAAAGGCCGGCAGCAAUCAGCUGCAGCUGCGAACUGAUUGCCAGGUGCUUGUAAUUGGCAAGGAUGGCGACAGCAAAGGCUGGUGGCGUGGCAAAAUUGGUGAUACGGUUGGCUAUUUUCCCAAGGAGUACGUGCAGGAGCACCCAGUUGCGAGCGACGAGCUUUGAUAUUACAACUAUGAGGUUUACUUUGCACCCAAAGCGAGCACACCAACGGCGGCCAUUUCUGAAACACCUGUAGCGACAAAUAUGGAUGCAAUUUCCAAUUACAAUUACAACUGCAGUUAGAGCAACAAUACGAAGAUGAGGAUGUCGACGAUGCCAGCUAUAUUUGUUGCACUUAGUUCAAAUAUACAAAAAAAGGAAAAAAAAAAAUCUAUUAUUUUUAAAGGAAAUUUUAAAUUACUUUCAUUGCGUCGCUCGAAACAUUAGUGCCAACAAAACAGAACAAAUCAAAUGAUUCCGUGUGCAACAUUGAGAUGUUCUAUAAAAUUACAAAACAAAAAAUCGUUUAUUUUUUAACUAAUUGUAUGCUGCAAUAUAUAUAUAUAUCUAAAUAUAUAUAUUCGAUUAUGUAUAGUGUGUAAGGAUGUGUGGAUGGCACAGGCAAGUGCAAAAACAAUUUAGUUUAUUUACAUCUUUUUAUUGUAUAUUUUCCCGUCGCGUUCAUGUUGUGUAUUGCGCUGCAUAAGAUGAUUAAGUUAACAGAAGAAACGAACGUAAAACGAAUGCGCUGUGCGGCAUUUCAUACAAGAAGCUUUAAACUUUAUAUACAUAUAUACAAGAGAAAAACUGAAUAACAUCUAUAUACAUAUAUAUAUAUACUUAAAUGUUAAAAUAAAUAUAUAUAUGUAAACUAUACGAACUUAUGUAUAAUUCGAAACGCAAAUGUUAACAAGUC
This is a messenger RNA of Drosophila hydei, 4341 nucleotides long. RefSeq names its product protein vav (gene Vav). Gene Ontology annotation, cellular component: cytoplasm. NCBI's taxonomy places the organism in Eukaryota, Metazoa, Arthropoda, Insecta, Diptera, Drosophilidae. The transcript has 12 exons. The record is from RefSeq and is a predicted model, not a curated record. Gene Ontology annotation, biological process: regulation of GTPase activity; cell migration. Gene Ontology annotation, molecular function: guanyl-nucleotide exchange factor activity; protein binding.